AUGCAAUUACAAAAGUUAGAGUUUGAAAUUAAAUUGCAGAAAUUGACUAAUGAAUUACAGGAGCUAAAAAGGGUCUCUAAUACUAGAGAGAACAAUAACUCGGAGACCCGCCAGUCGCCAUUAGAAAGAGUUAUAAACCAGGCCCGCAGGGAGGGGCAGGAUACGUCAGAAAUCUUAGCUUUUCCAGUCCUUGAGAUAGAAGACCAGGACAAUGUGAUUAGACAAUAUCAGACCUUGGAAUUUAAGGUGAUAAAAGAAUUAAAGCUAGCCGUAGCCCAGUAUGGCCCAACAGCUCCCUUUAAACAGGCGUUAUUGGAUACUGUGAUAGAGUCGAAUCUAACUCCACAGGAUUGGAAAACGCUGUGUAAAACUACGUUGUCGGAGGGAGAUUUCUUGCUUUGGAGUUCUGAAUGGCGUGAGGCUAGCAAAAGAACCGCCACCACUAACACUCAAGCAGGCCAUCCAGAAUGGAGUGUGGAGAUGUUACUGGGGGAAGGCCUAUAUGAAGGAAAUAAUAACCAGAUUGGGUUUCCCAUCGCAGUGUAUGCGCAGAUUGCGGUGGCCGCCCGCCGUGCAUGGAAUCUGUUACCAUCUAAGGGAGAUCUUAGUGGAAAUCUAACAGCUGUGAAACAGGCUCCCGACGAACUCUUUCAGGAUUUCGUAGACAGAUUGCUAAAAACAGCUAAUAGAAUUUUUGGAAACUCUCAGGCAGGGAAUCCGCUGGUUACUCAACUAGCCUAUGAGAAUGCUAAUGCAGCCUGCCGGGAGGCCAUUAGACCCCAGAGGGGAAAGACGGACCUAGCUGGUUACAUCCGUCUUUGUUCUGAAAUCGGCCCUUCCUAUAAUCAGGGUUUAGCUAUGGCGGCAGCGCUGCAGGGAACUACAAUCCAGGGAAUUCUUUCGCAGAGACGAGGGAACAGAAGAUGUUUUAAAUGUGGUAGUCUGGGUCAUUUUAAAAGUGAUUGUCCUGAUAAUAAGCCCAGUAUAAACGGGCAAUCAGGUGGUCCAGCAGGAACAUGCCAUAAGUGUAGAAAAGGAAAUCAUUGGGUUAAGGGAUGCAAGUCAAAAAAUAACUUCCAAGGUAGACCCGUGUCGGGAAACGGGGGCAGGGGCCAGCCCCAGGCCCCGUUGCAUCUAAGACAGACUGUCUGUGGGGCACAGCUGCUGCCGAGCCAAGGAAAUCCAUCUUUGACCUCGCCAGAGCUACACCAGGAAAUGCAGGACUGGAACUCUGUUGCGUGUGCCAUGCCGUACUAG
Messenger RNA from Apodemus sylvaticus (European woodmouse), 1257 nucleotides. RefSeq names its product endogenous retrovirus group K member 10 Gag polyprotein-like. Gene Ontology annotation, biological process: viral process. Gene Ontology annotation, molecular function: zinc ion binding; nucleic acid binding. The transcript has a single exon. Lineage: Eukaryota; Metazoa; Chordata; Mammalia; Rodentia; Muridae. The annotation marks the transcript as partial. The record is from RefSeq and is a predicted model, not a curated record.